Messenger RNA from Copidosoma floridanum, 477 nucleotides. RefSeq lists its product as uncharacterized. Gene Ontology annotation, molecular function: odorant binding. Lineage: Eukaryota; Metazoa; Arthropoda; Insecta; Hymenoptera; Encyrtidae. The record is from RefSeq and is a predicted model, not a curated record.
AUGAUUAAGGAAAAUGGAACGCUCAAUAUGAAAUUUAAACCUAAUCUUAUGAAAAUUCUACAAAUGCUCAAGUUACAUCAUAAAGAUGAUGAGGAAUUACGACAACAUAAACGCAAUUAUAUAACAAGUCACCAACACUUUUGCUAUGGUGAAACUGGUUUUACCGAAGAGAAACAUAAACUAAUACGAGAUACAGGCAAAUACUCAUCAGACAUAAAUUACUUUUGCUACGUGGGCUGCUAUUGUACACAGGUUAAAGAUCUAUUAAUAACUAAGAGAACCUUAAACUAUGAAUCGCUCACAGCUUCUGUCACUCGAAAUUACUCUACUCAGGUAGCAAACCGUGUCAUCAACGAUUGCAAAAAUAUAAGUACUAACAGUCUGUGUGCUGCUGGAAGGGAGGUUCACGAUUGCUUGGCUAAACAUGGAGUCGCUAUUGAAGGUUUAAUUGGGUACUUUGAUGGAGAUAAAAUUUAA